Messenger RNA from Peromyscus leucopus (white-footed mouse), 4722 nucleotides. RefSeq names its product ELOVL fatty acid elongase 6 (gene Elovl6). Lineage: Eukaryota; Metazoa; Chordata; Mammalia; Rodentia; Cricetidae. Gene Ontology annotation, molecular function: fatty acid elongase activity. Bases 188 to 991 code for a protein of 267 amino acids. Gene Ontology annotation, biological process: very long-chain fatty acid biosynthetic process; fatty acid elongation, polyunsaturated fatty acid; sphingolipid biosynthetic process. The record is from RefSeq and is a predicted model, not a curated record. The transcript is spliced from 5 exons. Gene Ontology annotation, cellular component: endoplasmic reticulum membrane; endoplasmic reticulum.
UCGCACGAGGGGGAGGAGAUUUCCCUGUAGACGAGUAAAAAGCGUGAUGGACAAACGUGCGGGCACUAAGACCGCAAGGCAUUCAUUUCCUCCUACGGUGGAUGCGGACGCCGGGAGGAGAGCCCCUGAGCCAGGAGCUGGGAGCCGAGGCGCAGAGAACACGUAGCGACUCCGAAGAUCAGCCCCAAUGAACAUGUCAGUGUUGACUUUACAAGAAUAUGAAUUCGAAAAGCAGUUCAACGAGAAUGAAGCCAUCCAGUGGAUGCAGGAAAACUGGAAGAAAUCUUUCCUGUUUUCUGCACUGUAUGCUGCCUUUAUAUUUGGUGGUCGGCAUCUGAUGAACAAGCGAGCCAAGUUUGAACUGCGGAAGCCACUAGUGCUCUGGUCGCUGACUCUUGCAGUCUUCAGUAUAUUCGGUGCUCUUCGAACUGGUGCUUACAUGGUGUACAUUUUGAUGACCAAAGGCCUGAAGCAGUCAGUUUGUGACCAGAGUUUUUACAAUGGACCUGUCAGCAAAUUCUGGGCUUAUGCAUUUGUGCUCAGCAAAGCACCCGAACUAGGAGAUACGAUAUUCAUCAUCCUGCGGAAACAGAAGCUCAUCUUCCUGCACUGGUACCACCACAUCACAGUGCUGCUGUACUCUUGGUACUCCUACAAAGACAUGGUGGCUGGGGGGGGUUGGUUCAUGACCAUGAACUAUGGCGUGCAUGCCGUCAUGUACUCUUACUACGCCUUGCGGGCUGCGGGUUUCCGAGUCUCCCGGAAGUUUGCCAUGUUCAUCACCUUGUCCCAGAUCACCCAGAUGCUGAUGGGCUGUGUCAUUAACUACCUGGUCUUCAACUGGAUGCAGCACGACAAUGACCAGUGUUACUCCCACUUCCAGAACAUCUUCUGGUCCUCACUCAUGUACCUCAGCUACCUUGUGCUCUUCUGCCACUUCUUCUUCGAGGCCUACAUCGGCAAAAUGAAGAAAACCGCGAAGGCUGAAUAGUGUCAGAACUGAGGAGGAAGACAGAGCUCAGGGUCAUCACGAAAAAUAACCGACAAAAGAAAAUGGCACAAGGAAUCAUAUGGUGCAGCUAAAACAAAACAAAACAUAACGUAGGAGCAGACACAACCCGAGGCAGCUUGGGAGCAAUGAUUAGUUUGACUUAACCCAGUAAGUUUAUGAUCCUUUUUGGGUGAGGACUCACUGAGCACAUCUCCAUCUCAAAGUACUGCUGCUGAGGGGCCCCUCCCCUCUUAUCUGUCAACUCUAGAACACACUUGAUCCAAAGGGAGCCACGGGCAGAGAGAUUAGUGGGAAACAAGCAAAACACUACAGGAAGAGGGGAAAAAUCAGUUCAGAGUUAUAUUUCUCUAAGGGUAAAGAAGUUCCCCUUUUCAAACUAUGUGUGCGUGCGGGGGCACACACACACACACACACACACACACACACACACACACACACACACACACACACACUUCUUUCUAUCUUUUCAACAUGAAACCAGAACUGGUAGAAAAAGAUAAACAUGGAAGAGACACAGGGUUUAUAUCUAGAACAGCAAUGCUUUUGCAAAAAUCAAGGCCUUUUAAAGGAAGGCUAGCUUGUAGCCCCUGGACAAAAGAUGUCUUAAUUAUUUUUACUGCAGCUGAAAUAAAAAAAGAUAGAUACCCUCCCCCAUCACUGCACAGCCUCAGGCUACUGAGUUUGCUACAACCAAACAGGACAGUGCUUCCUCGUGAUACUUUAUUUCUGGGAGAAUAGAAAUCAUGCAGCCCAAAUCCCAAGAAGACCGUGUAGUUGAAGCGUCCCACGGACAACUGUUAUUUCUGCUCUUCGGUAAGAUAGGAAGCAUCCUUUGUUCAGCUGCCCCAGACUUUAGGACAGAAGAAAAAUUGCAGGAUUGAAAAGACCAGAAGCUCAGUUGACUUGAAGAUGGAAUCUUGUACUAUCUGUAACAAAACUCAGCCAAUUGCCACUGAGCUGGAAAAGGGGGCAGGACCACGGGAAAAGACCAGAGAUUCGUCCAGGAGACAGACAGUAUGUUGGCCUCUCCUCCUGUUUAACUUCACACAGACUCCUGACUUUCCAAAUAGGCCCCAGUCCAUGUUUUCUAUAUUUUUGUGACUUUCAAAAACAGAUCUGCGGGGCUCUGCCUGAUUUGGGGUAAACACUGUGUUUCUGCAUCUUCUGCAUUUGCUCCCUGAGCAAUGCAGAGGUAUAUGAAGUGCCCUCUGCUGGCCGAGUGAGAAACUUCAACAAACACACUUCAUAAUAGGUUGAAAAUAGUUGACCACACAGGGCCUGCGUAGGUUAAUUCCUAAGUUUUAAGUGCUGUCAAAUUUGACCAAAUUAGAACAGAACCUCUCUGCUUCAAGUAAGCUUCAUAAAUUUUUAAAGUGACUUUCACUUGGGAACUCAGAAAGUCAGUAUAUUAAGAGCCAUAUUCUUUAAAAAAAAAGAAAAAGAAAGAAAGAAAAAGAGAAAGCGAGACAAUGUUAUCUGUAAUAUUUCAGUCCUCUACAAGCCAAAUAAAUGUGUUCCUAAUAUUUCAAAGAUGCAAUUAUGUAAAGUUGUUCAAUGUGAUAUACUAGUAUUCUAAUUGGUUAAGUAGCUUAAGGAUUAGGCAAACUAGAUGAAACCAUUAGAGGCUACUACAGUGCGUAGAUUAUCCACUCAUAACCACGUCCACACAGAAGUGUGACGCACACGGAGCUACAAAGCCCACACGAAUAGUAACCACAAUUUUUGGCUAGCAGAAACUAUCACUUACCUUCCUUUACUUGAGAGUGUACAGUAAAAGGGAUUUUUUUUCCAAAUUAUUUUUAUAUUAUUUUAGCUUUAAUCGUGCUAUCUGUCAUUCGUGAAACAGCUGCGCAGCCUUUCUGUGAGAUGGCAUGGGGGUUUUCAGCAGCUUGUCGAUGGGUGGAAUUAGAAAAGAAUAAAGUUUGAUUCCAUUCUGUGUGAAUGGGUUACACAGUGAACAAAGAAUCCAUGCAGGUAAAGCCACGACUGAAGGCCCAGCGCCAAGCGGGCUGGGGGAGCUGUUGCAGCCAUGUUAACAUGGUGUGUGGUGGCGUCCUGUCAGCUGACAGAUGAGACGUGAUCGGAGGGAUGUGUUGUCAUUAUUAGGGCAGAAGUUGACUCGAACUGAAAGUAUAGAGCCCCUAGAGCAAGUGGAGUCUUAGGACAUAAUUGUUGGAGUUUCCUAAAUGCACAGUAGUGUACAAUGAUAAGCCUUCCCCUUGCCUUACAGAAGAAAGCGAGCAAAAUAGUGAAGACGAAAUCACCUGUCGGCUGACUUGAAUCUACUCAGGGCCAGCCUGAGGCUCAUCUGGUUGAUUCAGUUUCAUUCAGAUAUUUAUCAUAGAAUACAGGUUAUGAUAUGGAAAUAAGCAUAAACUUUUAAAAAGACUAAGCUAUGCUUCCAAAGCACCUUAAUCUUGACGCUCGCUUCAUGCUGUGUUCACUUGUAAAAUAAACUUAGACUUUUUGUGUGCAGGAUGAAUAUCUAAUACAUAGUGUCGAAACCAGCUAAAUAUAUCUAAAGGCAUCUCCGGUGUUCAUCAUGGGAAGAAAAAGCCACAUGUUUUAUAAAAAACAGAAUUCUGAUAUAGGCUCAGCACACAGUUUUUAACGUAUCAGCUUAGCUGCUCUAAUUAUAUCAAGAUACGAGGCUAGACCACUGGCCUAUGACACAUCUGAAACCCGCCAGAGAAUCGACUGCCACCUCGAUAAUAUUGCUGUCAGUUAACAUUCCGGGCAAGCAGGUGUUCUAGCUGCCCCCACUACGCUACAAUAGAUUAUCUUUCUAUUGGAGAGUUCUCACUGCAUUCCAACCUCAGUGUGGUAAAAACCCUGUUCCUGGAUUAAAUGAAAACAAACCCUUGGUUUCAUAUACAUGUGGUUUUGUUCACUAGGUCUGAGCAUCAACUCAAAAUGUGUGAGUUUGCAAUGAAAUUCUAGUGAGAAACACUCCGUUCACACAGUAGGAGAUUUUUAUCUGGACCUUCUAGUGUCACUUAGGAGAAAUGAACAACUGUUACUAUUAUUUAUUUAUCGUAUUUAUACAAUGCCAGGCCAAAGGAUUGAAUUAAAAAUCACAGUUCUCAAGGUUAUUAUUUCAGGCAGUCCCGUGUCGUUCCCUCCCCACCCACCAAGUUUUCUAAUCCUACUUCACUCUAGGAACUUGAGACUGGAGGAAAAUGCGUACGCAUUGCUUCAGGAGAAAGCAGGUUCGUUAUGUCCAUGCUGUGUCUCCAGCUGUCUUCACUUACAGGUUGAGACCGACUGACCCACUAGCUCAUUCAGAAGCUUCCUUGUGGGUUCGAAGUCUCCAGGAGCCUAGGAGAACUCUUCCAGGGAAGACACCCACAGAUUGUUUUGUUGUUUGUUUUAGGUCAAGUAGAUCUUUAUGAUGGGAUAAAUUCUGUUAUAUUAGAGUGAAAAGCACUAUUACGCUGGUGUGGAACGUUCCAGAAGUCUGGCUAUAUUCCCAAACUGCUCAAUUAGCUGGGAAUAUCCGGUUAGCAUCUUGUUCUGAUAGGAGGAUCUCUUACCCUGAGACUGCCAGACACAGAUGAGCGUAGGCUGUAGUACAUGCUGAGAGCCUUUUCCAGGAGAUGGAAUGGUCUCUGGACUACUAUUUGGACGGCACAAGUGUCAAGGGAGUUCCUAGGAGAAUGGAGAAGACCACUUUAGACUCCAUCCCAGAGUUCUGAGCUUUGAGUGGUACG